This is a messenger RNA of Sipha flava (yellow sugarcane aphid), 678 nucleotides long. Its product is annotated as INO80 complex subunit C. NCBI's taxonomy places the organism in Eukaryota, Metazoa, Arthropoda, Insecta, Hemiptera, Aphididae. Bases 175 to 549 code for a protein of 124 amino acids. The record is from RefSeq and is a predicted model, not a curated record. Gene Ontology annotation, biological process: chromatin remodeling. Gene Ontology annotation, cellular component: Ino80 complex. The transcript has 5 exons.
AAUUUAAAAUACUUUCAUAUUAAUGUAUACAGUUCAUGUCAAAUAUGUUGGGCACCAUCUAAGUUAUUUUACAAUAUAAAAAAAUUAUAUUAAGGUGCAAUAGUGACGUUAUUGAUUACCUAUAUUAUUUCUGAACAAUUUUUUUUAAACACAUUUCUAAACUUAAAUUAAUUUAUGGCAAAUAAUACUUUAGAAGAAGUAUCACAUAAAGAAGAAAAGAAAUAUGUGUUUAAAGACCCAACCUUUGAUAGUACCAAAACUGUAAACGGGAAAAAAAAAUUGUGGCGAUCUUUAAAGCAAAUAACUGCUCAAGAAAGAAAUUUACCAUGGCCUGAAAAUACAAUUUAUUACAGCAGUAUUUCAGCUCCACCUUCAUUCAAACCGUCCAAAAAAUAUUCAGAUAUAAGUGGACUAAUCGCUAAAUAUAAAGAUCCACAAACAUCUUUAUAUUAUGCUGGACACGAAGAGUUUAGCACUGUCAGAAAUCUACCUAGUGACAUUAUUACGGGAUAUUUAACCUUAAGAGGAUCAUAUAACCCAAUUGGAUAAGAACAUGCUUGCCAUGAUUUUAAAACAUAAUUGAGAAAGCUAUUAGAUAAACAUAUAUAUCUGUAAAUUUAUUACUACUUUAAAUAAUUAAAUAAUAAUAAACUUCACUAAUGUUUAUUUAAAAAUGUA